Molecule: messenger RNA, 3023 nt
Organism: Oncorhynchus kisutch (coho salmon)
Lineage: Eukaryota; Metazoa; Chordata; Actinopteri; Salmoniformes; Salmonidae
Gene: cited2
Product: Cbp/p300-interacting transactivator, with Glu/Asp-rich carboxy-terminal domain, 2
Exons: 2
Coding region: 385-1125 (246 amino acids)
Biological process (GO): regulation of DNA-templated transcription
Cellular component (GO): nucleus
Molecular function (GO): transcription coactivator activity
Source: RefSeq, a predicted model, not a curated record
GCGGGAGGCGAUUGGUGCGGGAGGGUGGCGAAGGCUCUGCUCCACAUUUUUUGCGAUCCUGAAUCCAGACUUUCGUCUCGUCAGAUUCAAGAUUUGGCUCGCUCCGCCCAUGACUGGUUGUAUAGUAUAUCAGCACUGGGCGAGGGCGCUUGAAACAGUUUUUUAUUUUUUUCUGAGUUUAGGUUGAAAGUACGCUAUCUUGGUUUUCAGAAUGCACAGUGUUCACUGAGUUGGGACUACAUAUCUCAUAAACUGGACUGAUAUAGCUACUCGUGUUGUGCUGACAGCGGAACCACAUCCAAGGGAUCCAGUCAAGUUUUGUGUAUGGACAACAGCCUAGGAGUGACCUGCGGGAAAUUUAUACACUGAAAAAAAACUUGGGGAAUGGUAGACCGCAUGAUGGCAAUGAACCAUGGACGAUUCCCUGAAGCUAUUAAUGGUCUCCACCAUCACCACCCAGCACGCAGAAUGGGCAUGGGGCAGUUCUCGAACCCAUUACACCAUCAGCAACAACAACAGCAGCAGCAGCAGCAACAGCAACAGCAGCAUGGCUACACUACUGGUAUUAUGGGAGAUCAUUUGCACUACGGAGGGGGAAAUGUAACAUCUAACCACGGAAUUAGACAUUCUGUGGGUUCGGGGAAUGUAAAUGUAAACGCUGGACACCCAAACGGCAACAUGCCUCCCGGUGCGCGCUAUAGCUCUCAAUUUGUGGGACCCACCGCCGCCGUCCCCACUCAAGGACAGCUCGCGGCAAGUAUGCAGUUACAAAAGCUCAACACGCAAUACUACAGCCACCAUACACAUCCCUCUCAUCAUCAUUAUAUGCAUGAGUUGCAUCCUGCGAGUCAUCAACUUAACGGGACAGGACAACAGUUCAGAGAUGGCAACGCGAAACACAGCACGUCCAGUUUGCCUCCACAGGCGCACCAUUUGCCUGCUGCAAUACUGCCCCCCAACGUCAUUGACACGGACUUUAUUGAUGAGGAGGUCUUGAUGUCUCUGGUCAUUGAGAUGGGCCUGGACCGAAUAAAGGAGCUACCCGAGCUGUGGUUAGGACAGAACGAGUUUGAUUUCAUGACAGACUUCGUAUGUAAGCAACAGCCAAGCCGAGUGAGUUGUUAAAUCUCAGCAAGUGGACUUAUACAGUCACCUACUCAAACAGACUUUAAAGCAUUCCUGUUUGUCUCUUAAACUCAAGCAUUCGAGAGAGCUCUGCAAUAUACCAAUGGAGAACCAUUCAAACAUGUAGGCUAUACUAGAUAAAUUCCUCUAAUAUUUGGAAGGUAAUAGGCUUACACUGCAGACAUCAUGGAAAUCAGUUUGUUUGAGUAGGAAUACACUACAAUCUCAAUCGAGUCUGUCAGAAGGAAAAUCCUCAAAUCCAUGAAAUGCAUCAUUGCCUAAUUUAACAACUGAACAUGGGAAAUCAAGAAAACCUACCCGAGUAGAGCUGUCUGCUUAUUUGAAUAGUCCUCAAAGAAAAUAGAGAUGUACAAUGGUGUGCUUGGUAUAUUUAUUUUCCUGCCUCAUUCAAACAUUUUGGAUGACAGAAGAUGUUGAAUUAUUAUGAAUUGCAAAUGAACCAUAUUCUAAAUGAUCUAAGUGGUUAAGAAACAUGCUUCUAGACAAGUGCUGUGUCAUUGUUCCCUACAAUAAUAUACUGUAAAAUUUUGUUGCGAUAUACUUAUCAGAUAUCUGUAAUGUAAAAUGAUUUGUCUAUCAUGGAAGAGAACUGCAACUUGUGUUUUUUUCUCUUCUCCCCUGCAAAUGUCUUUCUAACAUUGCUUGUAUCCCAGCCAGGAUGCGUUGUGAGUGAACUUGGCUGUCUUGGUUAUUGUAAAGGUUAAUUGUAGGAGAGAUGUGGAUCCUUCAAUAACAGGGGGAGUGAUGUGUUGAGGUGUGGGUAUUGUCCACAUGCUUAAAUGGGACCUGUCUGGUAGAAAGAGUGAGACAAAAUAUUGUCUUUGGAAAAAGGAUACUCCUUAACUGAAUACCCGGCCCCCUCCCCCCUUCUCUUUCCUUUGUGGACAAUAAAUGGUGUGGAAUGUUAUCAAGGUAGAGAGUAUAAUUUCACAGGAUGUUUUCUUCCUCAUCAGUUCUGAGAAUUGACACCACUGUGCUUAUUUAGUGUAUGCGAUACAUGGCAAUACUACUGUGUUGAAGCUUUCCAGGAAAGUUGGACAGUAUUUUUGUAAUUUAUUCUAUUUUAAUUUGCAAACAUGAAUAAAGCAGCUGAAGUGCAUUACUGAAGUGAACAUGGUGUGAUUGUGGGUGUUGGCAUCCGUUCCAUGUGUUUUCAAUUUGUGGGGUUUGUUGUUGCAUACUUUUGCAUAGUGGCAGGACAAAAAACAACUAUCCUUUUACAUUCAGAAUUCAGUUUGGUUCACAUGGGCCCAAAGUUGUAGUUAGGGAAAGGGGGAUACCUAGUCAGUUGUGCAACUGAAUGCAUUCAACUGAAAUGUGCCUUCUGCAUUUAACCAAACUCCUCUGAAUCAGAGAAGUGCGGGGGGCUGCCUUAAUCGACAUCCACGUCUUCGGUGCCCGGUUAGUGUUGUUGUGAGGAAAUACUACACUCUUAGGUUCUAGAUAACACCUUUUUUUCUAAGAGUCUAGUUCUGAGACUAACCACUAAUGAUGCAUACAGCCUAAAAAUACCCAACCACCUAACAAUUCUAGUACUUAUUACAUAGGUAUUACAAAGAAGUCUAGUGAUUUGCAUCCCUGUGAUUGAAACUAUGCAUGCAUAGACAUACAGUGCAAUGAGAGUUUCACUUUGUCCUUGAAACUAAGAUAACACACCUGUGUUAUUUAUUAUUUACAAUGAUACGACUGCAGAUUUUGGACAAUGAUCUAAUGUGAUACUGUUUUUAGUUAUGCUUGAUAUGCCAUGUAAGAAGGCACUGCCAUUGAAUGCUGAUUGUAAAAGGUCGGUCUUAUUGUCAAGCUAGUUAAUAAGUACACUCCUAUUGUUUUCACCAAACUGUAAAUAAGAUUUUUUUUAAUUAAAAGAUUUAACACUU